Messenger RNA from Linum tenue, 1542 nucleotides. Lineage: Eukaryota; Viridiplantae; Streptophyta; Magnoliopsida; Malpighiales; Linaceae. The record is from the annotation of a GenBank genome assembly.
UUCACAGAAAAAAAGAAGUGAUUUAUUGGACUUACGAGUUAUACAACAAUCUAUCCUUUCUCUAACUCGUCAAUGGAGACAAAACUUCUGUAGGUACGAGUACCGGACCUUUACACGGUACUUGGUCUUGGUGUCACUACUACUUGUUGUUGCCUGCAUCAGCAGAAAAGAGGAAAAGAAAAAAAAUGUCAGGAGCAAGAGCAAGCCAAUUCUUCCCCCUUCCACUUAACCAUCAUCACAUGUUCGUAUUACGAUUAUCUCUUCUCAUCAAGCCAUGGCCACUCUUUCUCUCGCAGUUUCCCCACCCUCACCAACCCCAUUCCCUUUCUCUGCUCCUCCUCCUCCUUCCAACCCCACAAUCCAAUGCUGCAGCAACAUCUCAAGCUACAAUUCCGCUCCUCACGAACAGCUUCACUUCCCCACAAACGGGAAGCCAAGCUUCCAGCAGUCCCCUUUCAACACCAACUCUCCCCUGCCGCCGCGGCCCCGCCGCAUAAUCCUCGUCCGACAUGGAGAGAGCGAGGGGAACGUGGACGAGAACGUCUACACCAGAGUCGGCGACCCCAAAAUCGGCCUGACCCAAAAAGGGAAAGCUCAAGCGGAGGAAUGUGGGGCCAGAAUCAGGGAGAUGGUCGAAGGAAAUGGAGCGGCAGAGGACUGGAAAUUGUACUUCUAUGUUUCCCCUUACAAAAGGACUCGGCAGACUCUGCAGCAUCUUGGGAAGUGUUUCGAGCGCCGGAGGAUAGCCGGAGUAAGAGAAGAGCCUCGGCUAAGGGAACAGGAUUUCGGGAAUUUUCAGGACAGAGAGAGGAUGCGGGUCGAGAAAGCUCUGCGAAUGUUGUACGGAAGGUUCUUCUUCAGGUUCCCUAAUGGAGAAUCCGCAGCCGAUGUCUAUGACAGGAUCACAGGAUUCAGGGAAACGUUGAAAUCGGACAUCGACGUGGGGAGGUUCCAGCCGCCGGGGCAGAGGAGCGAGGACAUAAACCUGGUGAUAGUGUCCCAUGGGGUGACGCUGCGGGUGUUCUUGAUGAGAUGGUACAAGUGGACGGUGGAGCAGUACGAGAGGCUGCAUAACUUGGGCAAUGCGGGCAUGGUGGUGAUGGAGAAAGGCCACGGUGGGAGGUACAGUUUGCUGAUGCAUCACAGUGAGGAAGAGAUGAGGGAGUUUGGGCUGACUGAAGAGAUGCUCAUUGAUCAGGAGUGGCAAAAACAUGCGAGACCAGGGGAGCUGAACUAUGAUUGUCCGACUAUCAAUUCAUUCUUCACUCAUCUCGGAGACGAUGGGUGCAGAACGUGAUGAGAAGAAAGGGACUGGAUAAGUGAGAAGCUAAGCUACCUGUGUUUUUCCAUGGAUGUAGCUAGUUUGCUUUUUUUCUGGGUUUAUUUUCUCGUCUAAAGCAGGGGAGUUCUUGUAUAUGUAUAUAUGGUAGAUAAGAAAUACUGCAGAUGUAGUAACUGUUUAGGGUGGCUCAAUGUUUUUGAGUCUGAUUCUAAUUUCAUAGUUGCAUCACUGCUUCUUUGGACUUUGGAAAAUAAGACGGG